AUGUCUGCUUAUUACGUAAGGCCAUAUACAGUCUCAAACAAGCUCCACGUCAGUGGUUCACAACCUUUACAAAUCAGCUUCUUACAAUCGGCUUCAAACAUAGCAAAGCGGAUCAAUAUCUACUCACGUUCCACAACUGAUGGCAGUGGUGAUGGUGGCAGUGGAUAUGGCGGUGGUGAUGGUGGCAGUGGAUAUAUAUGGCGGUGUGCGAACUCAGCUAUAAAUAGCGCUCAUUCGGCAAGCACAGCUUCUCAUCCACCAUUCCAAAAACAAACAAUGGCUACAAGCAAUAAGCUCAAGGCUCUUGCAUUGUUAGUUCUGCUUAGCAUUAGCUUCUGCCUUUCCUUCGCAAGGUCCUUGAAGCAGGCUGGCAAGCCAAAAUCAAGUUCUGGCUACCACUUAACUGAUGAUGGCAACGGAGGAGAGAAUGUUGGGUUCAUCCCUACUUAUGUUGUUGGCGAGGUAGGUGGCAAUAGUGAUGGCGGCAGUGGAUAUGGCGGUGGGUAUGGCGGUGGCGGUGGCGAUGAUGGUGGUGGAUAUGGCAGUGGUGAUGGCGGUGGUGAUGAUGAUGGUGAUGGUGGGUAUGGUGGUGAUGGCGGCGGUGGUGAUGGUGGUGGUGGAUAUGGCGGUGGCAACGGUGGAGACCGCCAUUAA
Molecule: messenger RNA, 654 nt
Organism: Dendrobium catenatum
Lineage: Eukaryota; Viridiplantae; Streptophyta; Magnoliopsida; Asparagales; Orchidaceae
Product: putative glycine-rich cell wall structural protein 1
Exons: 2
Coding region: 1-654 (217 amino acids)
Source: RefSeq, a predicted model, not a curated record